AAACUCGCAAGAUACCAUUUCAGAUAAGUUUGAAGAUCGUAAGAGCUAGGUUUGGUGGAAUCCUAAGUCAGCUGGGUUGGCUAAAAUGGCCAAUUUUUGGCCACGCCUGCUCUAUGCGGUGGCAAUAUGCUUGAUAGCCACUGAGGUGGUGGUGGCUGCCGACGGCGACGACCCUUAUUACCUUUCGCCGCCUCCACCGCCUUAUGUUUACAAUUCACCGCCUCCACCACCUCCUUAUGUCUACAAGUCUCCACCUCCUCCGCCAUAUGUCUACAAGUCCCCACCACCACCUCCAUACGUGUACAAGUCCCCGCCUCCUCCGCCUCCUUAUGAGUACAAAUCGCCUCCGCCACCUCCCUAUGUAUACAAGUCACCACCACCGCCUCCUUAUGAAUACAAAUCUCCGCCGCCCCCACCACCUUAUGUAUACAAGUCCCCACCACCACCUCCUUAUGAGUACAAAUCACCGCCUCCCCCUCCACCGCCUUAUGUAUACAAGUCACCACCACCACCUCCCUAUGAAUACAAAUCUCCACCGCCCCCUCCACCACCUUAUGUAUACAAAUCUCCACCACCACCUCCAUAUGAGUACAAAUCACCACCGCCCCCUCCACCACCUUAUGUAUACAAAUCUCCACCACCACCUCCAUAUGAGUACAAAUCACCACCGCCCCCUCCACCACCUUAUGUGUACAAGUCUCCUCCACCUCCACCCUAUGUCUACAAGUCUCCACCACCUCCUCCUUACAUUUAUAAGUCGCCUCCACCGCCGCCUUAUGUGUACAAGUCUCCUCCGCCUCCUCCAUAUGUCUAUUCAUCACCACCUCCACCACCUUACAUAUAUAAAUCGCCUCCACCGCCGCCUUAUGAGUACAAGUCUCCUCCACCUCCUCCAUAUGUCUAUUCUUCGCCACCUCCGCCGCCUUACAUAUAUAAAUCGCCGCCGCCGCCUCCUUAUUUGUACAAGUCUCCUCCACCUCCUCCAUACAUCUAUUCAUCACCACCUCCACCGCCUUACAUGUACAAAUCGCCGCCCCCGCCUCCUUAUGUCUACAUGUCUCCACCGCCACCUCCGUACUAUUACACCUCUCCUCCACCUCCCGCGGUCCCCUACUAGACCGACCUUUUGCUGUGCACCUUUAUUCACAUACGUGUAACCUGUCUGCUACGAAUUCAAUAAAGCACGAAGACGAGCAUUGCUUGGAUUCUUCGAUUACGCCAUAAAUGUGUUUUGUUGAACUUAGUCUUAGUAUACUUGUUUACUCCUAGGUACACACAACUAUGUAACCGAUUUCCUCGUCUCACUAGGUGUCUUUUGUUUUUUUUUUUCUACGCAUGGCUUUCCUUGUCUACACAUUAUGCUGAGAUCAAUAAAUAAGAAAUGAAAGCUCCCUUAUCAUGUC
Rhodamnia argentea is the source of this 1403-nucleotide messenger RNA. Its product is annotated as extensin-2-like. NCBI's taxonomy places the organism in Eukaryota, Viridiplantae, Streptophyta, Magnoliopsida, Myrtales, Myrtaceae. The transcript is spliced from 2 exons. The record is from RefSeq and is a predicted model, not a curated record. The coding region runs from base 86 to 1117 and encodes 343 amino acids.